Molecule: messenger RNA, 4578 nt
Organism: Eublepharis macularius
Lineage: Eukaryota; Metazoa; Chordata; Lepidosauria; Squamata; Eublepharidae
Gene: GEN1
Product: GEN1 Holliday junction 5' flap endonuclease
Exons: 14
Coding region: 135-2873 (912 amino acids)
Molecular function (GO): four-way junction DNA binding; 5'-flap endonuclease activity
Source: RefSeq, a predicted model, not a curated record
CGGGAUUACGAAUUGUGGCGCCGAGGCACCGCUCCGGAGUUGGCCGGGAAAGGGAGUUCCAUCAGCCGACCCUCCACUAUAUUCCUGUUGGCCCUUACAGCAGCUGUCCUUGUACUGACUGAAUAGUUGGGACAAUGGGAGUCACUAGUCUGUGGCAGAUCCUGGAACCUGUAAAAGAACAUGUCCCCCUCAGCCACCUUAAAGGAAAGACACUAGCUGUUGAUUUAAGCCUCUGGGUGUGUGAAGCACAGAAUGUUAAAAAGAUGGUUGGCAUAGUCACAAAGCCUCACCUCAGGAAUCUUUUUUUCCGAGUGUCUUCAUUAACAUUAAUGGGGAUCCGUCUGGUAUUUGUGAUGGAAGGAGAUGCUCCAAAGCUGAAAGCAGAUACAAUGAGUAAAAGGUCAGAGAUUCGCUUUGGGCCCUCCAACAAAUCUGGGACUGCAAGAACAGGGAGAUCUCAUUUUAAAUCUUUCUUGAAAGAGGCAAGUUUAUCUGGUUGCCUGGAGAUGCUGGAGUGCUUAGGCAUCCCGUGGGUCCAAGCAGCUGGUGAAGCAGAGGCCAUGUGUGCCUAUCUGAAUGCAAAAGGCUAUGUGGAUGGCUGCAUCACAAAUGAUGGAGAUGCCUUCCUGUAUGGAGCUCAAACAGUCUACCGGAAUUUUACCAUGAACAUAAAGGACCCGCAUGUUGACUGCUAUUCAAUAUCCUCUGUUGAGGAGACACUAGGCUGCAACAGAGAGCAUCUGAUUGGAUUAGCAAUUCUUCUUGGCUGUGAUUAUCUCCCUAAGGGAGUUCCUGGAGUUGGAAAAGAACAGGCUUUAAAACUGAUUCGGACUUUAGGAGGGCAGAGUUUGCUGCAGAGAUUUGAACAAUGGAAAGACCCCUUUCAAUAUAGUGAUAUCCCAGCUAUACCGCUUAAAAAGGUGAUUCACUGUACAAUAUGUCGUCAUCCAGGCUCCUUUAAAGAUCAUGAAUGCAUUGGAUGUCAGUUUUGUGAAACAGUGGGGUUCUGCAAACCCCAUGAGGCAACAUACCUCUGCCCUUGUGACUGGCACUUCUCAGAGCGAGAUCGACAAGUGAGGAUAGCGGAGGACAGCAUUAGAAAAAAAGCUAAAGCAUGUGAAGGCUUUCCAUUCCCUGAGGUUAUCCAAGAGUAUCUCCUCAGCAAAGAUAAGCUGAUGAAGUCAUAUGAGUGCCGAAGGCCAAAUUUGUUGUCUUUUCAGAAGUUUGCCUCUAAGAAAAUGGACUGGCCUAAGCAUUACGCAUGUGAGAAACUGUUUGCUCUUUUGGCAUAUUAUGACAUGAACAGAAGGAAGGCUGGCCACACUGACCCAUGGCAGCUGCAGGCACUACGGAUACUCAAGACACGAACUAAAAAUGGGACUCCUUGUUUUGAAGUUGAGUGGCAGAAGCCAGACCAUUAUGCAACAGCAGAUGAUCAGCCCGUGGAGCACUUUUUAAUAACAACAGAAGAGUCAUCGUUAUUUCAGGCUGCUUACCCUGAAAUUGUUACUCUGUAUCAAAUGGAGAAGUUGGCAGUUUGCAAAGGAAAAAAGAAAGGUAAAAAGGCUAAAAAGAAAGAAGACUCGGUAGGCGAGGGCGAAGUUGCAGAUCUUCUUUCUCGGCUGAACUUGCAAUCGUCAUGUGAGAUCUUUCCUAAUCAUAAUCCCAAAUAUGAUUUUAAAUCUUACUGUCAGACUUUGCCAAAACUGGACUCUAAAUCUCAGGAACCAUUUGUAUCCUCAUGUUUUUCUGCCGAAGUCUUGCAAAAUCAAAAUUCACCUUCUGCCUUGCUUGUAACUCCUUCACAAAACAGAGGAAAUAAAUGCAAUUCUGGUGGCUGCCUGAGCUCACAAGUAGGAUAUUCUAACCCCUCCGUGGUCUCUAGCGCUUCUUCUGUGAUUGCUGAUCUACAACUGAGUGGCAUUGACUGGGAAGGAACAUCCUUUAGUGUUUCUUCGGCUCAUGUUAAUGAUGAUUGUUUAGAAUCUGAGAGGUGUACAUAUAGUAAUUCUACUGGACAACAUGUUCCACUGCAUUGUGAAACAGUAGAAAUUAUCCCACUGUUUUCUAAUUCUGUACAAUGUGAGAAAGAUCCAGCCAGCAGUGUGGACUGCUCUUAUUUAAGCAGCAACCUUGCUGAAGGACAAAAUCAUUUAUCUUCAAAAGAACAAGGAAUUCUAAAGCUUUCUGCUUUAGAGCAUUUUUCCAAGCAUCCAAAAGUAUCUCUGCUAAGCUCUUUGCAACCGAUAGAACAAACAAAAGGAACUUCAAGCCCCGAAGGUGAAUUUUCAAAUGUUUUAGCACAGCAAAAUGACAGACUUCAAGGAACUGAAAAUGCACUACCCAAAAAACAUCCAAGGGAAUUCAGCUUAAAAAACAAUACAAAGCUGCUCAAACAAUCUGAACACAAAGCACAAAAACACACUAGUUCAAGCACUUCCAUGUCUGUGGAUCAGUGCAUUGAAGCCGUAGAACCAACUUACUCUGGAAACAGACCACUGACGUUGCUUCCUAAGCCACUUAGGAGUGUGUGUCAAAGUGGGUAUUCUUCUAGUGAAGACAGCGAGGAUGGAGAUGAGCCAGGUGAGAGGAAGGUUUCUAGAUGGCAAGAGAAGUGUAAGUUGGUUCAAUUCAAGGAGAAGAGCCAUGUGAAAAGUGAUCGUGAAUCAGAACUUGAAAGUAAUCUGAGGGAGAGGAUCCUGGGCACAGAUUUAUCUGUUGAAGAGCAUUCAAAACCUACCUCUGUUUAUGUACACAGUUCUCUGAGACCCAAAGAUAUAUCCUGUCCUCAUCUCCGAGAGAGCAGAAGUGGAGCUGAUGAGUGGGUCAAUAGCCCUCUGCCUUUGUCUGAAAGGCUGAAACUAAGGCUUUAGAGCCCUUAAAACUACGCUUCCUUUCCGUUUGCUGGACACUUACCUAAUUGCAAAUGCUCAAAAAAAAGGUUAAAAGCUCAAAAGAGAGCUUAAGAAAAGAAGGAAAUCAUGAUGGCUGGUACAGGCAUCUGAGAUGAAAAUAUUGUCUAAUCUGUUUAAAUGGAGCUUGUAUUGGCUGCCCACAGCUGCGAACUUUGUUGACCAUGCAUUCACAAAAAACCUUCUAUUUUAGCUGAAAAGCAUACAUUUCAAACACCGCCACACCGCAGUGCCGUUAGGUCUAUCCAUUAAUAAAUGGACCUUUAUCCCCGUCAACAGAUGUCUCACUGCAAAGAACCUUGCUUAUACGGAGCUGGAUGACAGUGGUGUGGUGGUGAUAAGUUAUGUGUGUACACUUAAAUUUCCUCCAGCCAAUGCUCUUGUGCUGUCUGACUUUUGCCUGGGGACAAGUCAAGAAACACUGUAGGGGUAUGAUUUAAUUCAUGAUUCAUUGGUAUCAGGAGCUCCUCUUCUGUAAGAGGUGCAAUCCGCUCUACGUGUCAUAGCUGAGCAGGUAUCACCUCCUCACCUUUAUCAUGACAAAAUCCCAAAUUAAGUUCAAGCCAGGCAAGCAUGUACGACCUAUUCAAAAUAUCUUCCAGUUAAACUGAAUGUGUGCUGUUAGCCUGUCUAUGGGGGGUGGGGGGGAAUCUGAACACUUUGUUCUAGGAAAAUCAAGUAAAUUAGUACCAACUGAAUAGAUCAGUGGUAAACGCUGAAAUUAUGUUUUUGCUGUAUCACUUUUCCUUUUGAAUAAGUGAGUUGCAGCCCAAAGUCUUUGAUUUAAAUGUCAAAACAGAGUGACAGGUACAUUUCACUUCCAGGCACAGGAGAUGAGAUCAAUUUAACUUAAAUCUGAGUGGACUUACUGAAACUCCUCGUAAUCACAUACAAACAAAGAUUUCAGAUUAGUGUAUUUGGGAUUGCACUGAAGGUCCCAAUUUAUAAUUUUUUUACAUUCCUAAUUGUGUUAUAUUGUGACCUUAGUGUAGUAACAUUUAUAAAGCAUUAUAAAAUUGUGAACCUUGUUUUAAAUAAUACCUUCAUUUAGACUUAGUUUAGCCAAGAUGAGUCUCCAAAUACCAGUAGCCUGAAUGAAGCCCAAAGGACCUUAGGUCUAUUUUAAAUACUACUUCCAUAGAAUUGUUUUCCCCAGUGCUGGAUAUUGCAUGACUUAACAUCAUGUUAUUUUCGCCUUUCUUAAUAAAAGGUAUCACAUGGCUUUUAUUUUAGGAUUUGCCAAAACAGCUACGUGCAAGCUCUGCCUACUCUGGGAAUAUCUGCAUUUAGCCAGUAGGGUUCCUCAAGGAGAGGGGAAAGAACCUAGAAGGAUACUGUGCUUAUGUGUCUUCUCAGAUCAACAAAUACUACUACCUAAUUAGCUUCUAUUGACUCUUUACAUAGUGCAUCCACUCAAAUUAAUCUCCUGUAUUAUCAGUACAAUGACUACUGCAUUUUUUGUCUGCUCUUGGGCCUUGUAAGGGAGCUGUGCAUUGUGUUUGGUGAUAGACAAUUGAUUCUUGAUUGGGAGAGGAGAGAUCCAUGUAUGCUACCCUGAGUUCCUUGAAGGAAGGAUCAACAUGUGAUAAAGACUUUAACAACAUGGCGUGACACAUCCUUUAUUUUAUAUUUUAAAUAUACAGCCUGAUGAAGAGUCAUGAAGAAC